AUGGGAGCAUCACAAAGCGAACUCACGAGUACAAGCUCGAAAGCAGAUUUGGUGUCGAGGAUCAAAGCCAGAGUGGAAAAUACUGACAAAGAUAAAGCGAGAGAAGUCGGCGGUGUUUUCUUGUUCAACAUCAUUAAAGGGACUACGGUUUAUUCGUGGACAAUGGACCUCAACCAAGUAAUUGUAUACGAAGGGGAACCCGAAGAAGACCCUGACACCACAUUCACUCUCAACGAGCAUUAUUUCAAACAGUUAGUCCAAGGAAAAGAGGACGCGAGGGUCAUCAUGCAAGCAGGAAGGUGUUCGGUCACUGGAGACAUCAUGAGAGCUAUGAAACUUGAACCCUAUAUAAAGCUAAGCUAA
This is a messenger RNA of Leptosia nina, 363 nucleotides long. The record is from the annotation of a GenBank genome assembly. NCBI's taxonomy places the organism in Eukaryota, Metazoa, Arthropoda, Insecta, Lepidoptera, Pieridae.